Emys orbicularis (European pond turtle) is the source of this 993-nucleotide messenger RNA. RefSeq names its product serine/threonine-protein kinase PDIK1L-like. Gene Ontology annotation, biological process: protein phosphorylation. Lineage: Eukaryota; Metazoa; Chordata; Testudines; Emydidae. The transcript is spliced from 3 exons. Gene Ontology annotation, cellular component: nucleus; cytoplasm. The record is from RefSeq and is a predicted model, not a curated record. Bases 1 to 993 code for a protein of 330 amino acids. Gene Ontology annotation, molecular function: ATP binding; protein kinase activity.
AUGGCUACAGAAGCUAAGUACAACAUUGUACGGGAAGUGGGCCGAGGGAGCUAUGGGGUAGUUUACGAGGCAGUUGUCAGUCAAACCAGAAACAAAGUGGCCGUGAAAAGGAUGCAUUGUAACGUACCUGAAAAUGUGGAACUGGCUUUGCAAGAGUUUUGGGCCCUGCAAAGUGUUCAGAGCCAACAUGAGAAUGUGAUCCAGUUAGAAGAGUGUGUCUUGCAGAGUGGCCAGGUCUUUCAGCCAAUCAGCCGCCAGUACAGGAAAUCGGACAGUCAUCUGCUGCUGAUUGAGACCUGUCUGAAAGGGCGGAGAUGCAUGGACCCCAAGUCUGCCUGUUUUGUGUGGUUUGUGAUGGAGUUCUGUGAUGGUGGAAACAUGAAUGAUUUUUUGCUGUCUCGCACUCCAGAUUCUCAGCUGAAUAAUAGCUUCAUGCAGCAGCUGAGCAGUGCUGUUGCUUUCUUGCACAGAAAUCAGAUUGUGCACAGAGACCUGAAGUCAGAUAAUAUUCUUAUUUCCCAUAGCCCUGGAGGUCCUGUAGUAAAGGUAGCAGACUUUGGCCUGAGUAAAAUAUGCCAGGGGAAAGUGAAUGUGAACCAGCAUUGCUUCUCGUCAGCCUGUGGGUCAAACUUUUACAUGGCACCAGAAGUGUGGGAAGGUCGUUAUACUGCCAAAGCUGAUAUCUUUGCCCUCGGGAUCAUUUUCUGGGCUAUGGUAGAGAGGAUUACCUUCAGGGAUGGAGACUCUGAGAAGGAAUUACUUGGAACCUACAUCUGUCAAGGCAAGCAGCUUAUUCCUGUUGGGGAGGCACUGCUGGAGAAUCCCAACAUGGAACUGCAAAUUCCUCUGAAGAACAAGAAGUCCAUGCCAGACGAUCUCUGCAGACUCCUGCAUGACAUGUUAACUUUUAACCCAAAGGAAAGACUGGAUGCCUUCCAACUAGAAAUUCGAAUCAGGAGAAUCUCAUAUGGGAAAAAGCGCCAACGUUCAUAG